Messenger RNA from Penicillium roqueforti, 666 nucleotides. RefSeq lists its product as uncharacterized. The transcript has a single exon. Lineage: Eukaryota; Fungi; Ascomycota; Eurotiomycetes; Eurotiales; Aspergillaceae. The record is from RefSeq and is a predicted model, not a curated record. Bases 1 to 666 code for a protein of 221 amino acids.
AUGGUAGACGAAACUAACCUCUCUUCUUCUGACGAGGAUUCUGGCCCCGAGACUGUCAGCAACCCGUUCGGCUCUGGCGUGGGUAGUAUCCCCCAGACCAUCAAUAAUCCUUUCGUUUCUGGUGUGGGUAAUACCCCCCAGACUGUCAACAACCCUUUCGGCUCUGGCGGGGACAAUCCCUCCCAGAUAAAUAAUCCUCUUGCUUCUGCAGUGGGCAACAUCCCCCAGGGCAACAACUCUUCUGUUUCUGGGGUGAGCAAUGGCCCCCAGAUCAACAGACCUUUCCGUACUCGCUGGGGUCCCCCUCUGAUCCGCCCCAUCGCCAUCGAAGACGGCCCCGUUUCCCCCAAUGGAGGAUUGACCAAUGGUCACUCCCACGUAAAUGAAUGGCGCGCUCCCCACCCAACGGACUUCAAUCCGUUGUACGCCCCGCCCGACGACGAGACCGACGAUGAGGCAGAAGCCAACCCUCCACCCCCAAACCACGAGGUGGUGGAUGAAUUCCUCGAUGAGGACGAGGACCUCGACGAUGCCUCAGAUGAGGAUGAAGGGGUCUCUGCCCCGUAUGGCAACAGCCAGGGCCUGGAGGCCAGCCUGGAUGCCAUCAUGGCGGAGGGAAAUGAGGAGGAUGAGGCUGACGAGGACGCCUACCUGGACGAGGUGUAG